AGCAACUACGCUUCCUGUUUAGCACGCAUCACAUGAUUGUCUCGUGCAGUGACGUCACUGACGGACACGCAAGGUACAACAGGCAGACAGUGCAGUGACUGAGAGAGAAGAGAUGUCUAGAAGCGUAAAAAAGCUCACUGGGCUCGUGGCAGCAACAUUCACCCCACUCACUGCAGAAGGGGAGAUCAAUCUCUCUGUAAUUGGACCAUACAUUGAUUACUUAAUAGAGAAGCAGAAUGUCAAGAGUGUGUUUAUUAACGGCACAACAGGUGAGGGCUGUUCUCUAACUGUGGACGAAAGGAAGCAGCUUGCUGCAGCUUGGUGCCAACAUGGAAAGGGCAAGCUUGAGCAAGUGAUUGUUCAUGUUGGCUGCAUGAGUAUAAAAGACUCUCAAGAACUGGCUCGGCAUGCCGCCAGUAUAGGGGCUGAUGGCAUAGCAGUAAUCUCUCCUUCCUUUUUCAAACCCAUUAAUGCAGAUGCAUUGAGGUUGUUUAUAAAAGAAGUGAGCGCCUUUGCUCCAGAUCUUCCGAUGUAUUAUUAUCAUAUUCCAAGCAUGACUGGUGUUGCAUUGGAUGCAGCUGAUGUGCUAAAUGGGAUAGAGCAGAUGAUCCCCUCAUUUCAGGGAGUGAAAUACACUGGGACUGACUUGAGGGAUCUCGGGCAGUGUGUCUGUUACAGUCAGUCCCAUAACUGGUCUGUCAUGUUUGGAGUAGAUGAGCAACUCUUGGGAGCUUUGGUACUAGGUGUUCAUGGAGCAGUAGGGAGCACAUAUAACUACCUCGGACGCAUAGUGAACCAGAUGCUUGCUGCUUUUGAUAAUGGCAACUACAUGCAGACCAGAGCACUGCAGUUUGAAUUUAUGGAGGUUAUCACAUUUGCUAAGAACCUUGGUUUUGAUGUGUCUGUGAAUAAGCAGGUGAUGAGUGAAGUGUCAGGGUUAGCAAUGGGUCCCCCUCGACUCCCACUGCUGCCAUGUCCUGUCUCAAAGGCCCAGGCUAUAGCACAGAAAAUCAAGGACUUCUCUCAGGGACAUUAAAAUGAAAGACAUUUCAUUGAACCUACCUGAAACUCCAAACAAAUCAUUUUUUACACUACAGUACUGUAUAUUGAUGUACUGUACCUUUUUUCAUACUUUACACUUGCUUUGCCUUUAUUUUUUUUAAUUGUCAACACAUUUAAAGUCAUUUAGCAUUAUGUUUUCUCUAAUUAAUAACAUUGAAAUGAAACUAGAAAUUUUGGUGAACCUACUUGAAUUACCCAACAGAGUUACAAAUAAUCCUCAGUGUUACUGAUUUAUUCACACCAUGAUAUACUGGAUCUUGUAUACCUAAAUGCUUUGAGUUUUGCACGUUUUGUUUGUUCUUGUCUUAUGUGUUAAAAAGCAUACACAUAUAAAGUAAUUUCUGUUCUGUUUUUAUUCUUUAGUACUGUAUUAAUUACCUUCUUUUAGCUGAUGUUGAUGUAAUUGUUAACUAUCCUGGCUGCUGAGGCAGUGGUUGCUGGACCAGCCAUGUCACCAUUGUGCCCUUGAGCAAGACACUUACAAAAGCAUUUCUAUGUGACAAAUGGCGUUACUCACAGCAAGUGCACCUGUAAGUAAUUUUGGAUGAAAAUCAUCAUCUCUAUGACAUGUAUCACAAAAUCCAUUUCUCUGGAAGUGAUAUUUUAGAUAUACUCUUCUUUUCAGAUUCUAUUCAAAUGUAAGUGCUGUUGUCCAUGGACACUAAAUUUUUGUGGAAAAUCACAUGCACCACACUGUUUUAAUCUCUGAGUUUCCCAUUUUUGCAGAAAACUGCUCAAAAAGGGACAUUUUUGUAUGUUGAAAUGGAAUUAAUAAAAAUGAUUAUUCAUUAUAGAAU
Molecule: messenger RNA, 1859 nt
Organism: Sinocyclocheilus grahami
Lineage: Eukaryota; Metazoa; Chordata; Actinopteri; Cypriniformes; Cyprinidae
Product: N-acetylneuraminate lyase
Exons: 13
Coding region: 113-1036 (307 amino acids)
Molecular function (GO): lyase activity
Source: RefSeq, a predicted model, not a curated record